AUGGGUAACGUCAUGGAAGGCAAGUCCGUGGAGGAGCUGAGCAGCACCGAAUGCCAUCAGUGGUACAAGAAGUUCAUGACGGAGUGCCCGUCUGGCCAGCUCACCCUCUACGAAUUCCGCCAGUUCUUCGGCCUCAAGAACCUGAGCCCCUCAGCCAGCCAGUAUGUGGAACAGAUGUUCGAGACCUUUGACUUCAACAAGGAUGGCUACAUUGACUUCAUGGAGUACGUGGCAGCCCUCAGCCUGGUCCUCAAGGGCAAGGUGGAACAGAAGCUGCGCUGGUAUUUCAAGCUUUACGACGUGGACGGCAACGGGUGCAUAGACAGGGACGAGCUGCUCACCAUCAUCCGGACCAUCCGAACCAUUAACCCCUGGAGCGACUCAUCCAUGAGCGCCGAGGAAUUCACAGAUACCGUGUUUGCCAAGAUCGACAUCAACGGAGAUGGGGAACUGUCCCUGGAGGAGUUCAUGGAAGGUGUCCAGAAGGAUCAGAUGCUCUUGGACACGCUGACCCGAAGCCUGGACUUGACCCGCAUCGUGCGCAGACUCCAGAACGGCGAACAGGACGAGGCAGGCGCAGGCGACGAGGCAGCCGAGGCUGCGGGCUGAGCCUCGCCCUGUGGCCUCUGCAUGGCGAGGGCUGGCCCUGUGCGGUGCCUGGGGUGUGGUUGUUCUCUCCUUUGUCUUAACACUACCUAGAACCU
This is a messenger RNA of Psammomys obesus (fat sand rat), 704 nucleotides long. RefSeq names its product guanylate cyclase activator 1A (gene Guca1a). Gene Ontology annotation, biological process: visual perception; positive regulation of guanylate cyclase activity. The record is from RefSeq and is a predicted model, not a curated record. Gene Ontology annotation, molecular function: calcium ion binding; calcium sensitive guanylate cyclase activator activity. Bases 1 to 609 code for a protein of 202 amino acids. NCBI's taxonomy places the organism in Eukaryota, Metazoa, Chordata, Mammalia, Rodentia, Muridae. The transcript has 4 exons. Gene Ontology annotation, cellular component: photoreceptor inner segment; cone photoreceptor outer segment.